Messenger RNA from Antechinus flavipes (yellow-footed antechinus), 6132 nucleotides. RefSeq names its product myosin-2. Gene Ontology annotation, cellular component: myosin complex. The transcript is spliced from 38 exons. The coding region runs from base 94 to 6003 and encodes 1969 amino acids. The record is from RefSeq and is a predicted model, not a curated record. NCBI's taxonomy places the organism in Eukaryota, Metazoa, Chordata, Mammalia, Dasyuromorphia, Dasyuridae. Gene Ontology annotation, molecular function: ATP binding; cytoskeletal motor activity; actin filament binding.
UUAUAGCAUUACCCUGCUUCAAGUCUUCUUCUUCUUCCCUUCUUGACAUCUUCUACCCUACCAUAAGAGGCUCGUGGUUCAUAAACCAUAGCCAUGAGUUCAGACAAUGAAAUGGCCGUUUUUGGGGAAGCGGCCCCUUACUUAAGAAAGUCUGAAAAGGAACGUAUUGAGGCUCAGAACAAGCCUUUUGAUGCCAAGACAUCGGUAUUUGCUGUAGAACCUAAGGAAUCUUUUGUAAAAAGCACCAUCCAAAGCCGAGAAGGAGGAAAGGUGACUGUAAAAACGGAAGCUGGAGUAACACUAACAGUGCGGGAAGAUCAAAUCUUCCCUAUGAACCCUCCCAAAUAUGACAAGAUUGAGGACAUGGCCAUGAUGACUCAUUUGCAUGAGCCUGCUGUCCUGUAUAACCUCAAAGAACGUUAUGCAGCCUGGAUGAUCUAUACUUACUCAGGACUCUUUUGUGUCACUGUCAAUCCCUACAAGUGGUUGCCAGUGUAUAACCCUGAGGUAGUGGCUGCCUACAGGGGCAAAAAGAGGCAGGAGGCCCCUCCCCACAUCUUCUCCAUCUCUGAUAAUGCCUAUCAGUUCAUGUUAACUGAUCGGGAGAAUCAGUCAAUCUUGAUCACUGGAGAAUCCGGUGCUGGAAAGACUGUCAACACCAAGCGUGUCAUUCAGUAUUUUGCAACAAUUGCAGUGACUGGAGAGAAGAAGAAGGAAGAGCCUGGAAAGAUGCAGGGGACACUGGAAGAUCAAAUCAUCAGUGCCAAUCCCCUGUUGGAAGCUUUUGGCAAUGCCAAGACUGUGAGGAAUGACAAUUCUUCUCGCUUUGGUAAGUUCAUCAGGAUUCAUUUCAGUACCACAGGGAAACUAGCUUCAGCAGACAUUGAAACAUAUCUGCUAGAGAAGUCUAGAGUUACUUUCCAGCUAAAAGCUGAAAGAAGCUAUCACAUUUUUUAUCAGAUCACAUCAAACAAGAAACCAGAACUAAUUGAAAUGCUUCUGAUUACCACCAACCCAUAUGAUUAUCCAUUUAUAAGUCAAGGAGAGAUCACUGUUGCCAGCAUUAAUGACCAAGAGGAGUUGAUGGCUACUGAUAGUGCCAUUGAUAUAUUGGGCUUCACACCUGAUGAAAAAGUGGCCAUUUACAAGCUUACUGGGGCCGUCAUGCAUUAUGGGAACAUGAAAUUCAAACAAAAGCAGCGAGAGGAACAAGCUGAACCAGAUGGCACUGAAGUUGCUGACAAAGCUGCCUAUCUUCAGAGUCUGAAUUCUGCAGACCUGCUCAAAGCAUUGUGCUAUCCUAGGGUGAAAGUUGGCAAUGAAUAUGUCACCAAAGGCCAGACUGUAGAGCAAGUAUGUGCCUUACUUCAGUUAAUUGCAAAUGAUUUGGGUAUUCUUUACAUUUUCCCAAUAACUACAGGAAUUAUAUUUUUGUACUUCAAGGUGACUAAUGCUGUAGGUGCACUAGCUAAAGCUAUGUAUGAGAAGAUGUUCCUGUGGAUGGUCACUCGUAUCAACCAGCAACUGGAUACCAAACAGCCCAGACAAUACUUCAUUGGAGUCUUGGACAUUGCUGGAUUUGAGAUCUUUGAUUUCAACAGCCUGGAGCAGCUGUGCAUCAACUUUACUAAUGAGAAACUGCAACAAUUUUUCAACCACCACAUGUUCGUGCUGGAGCAGGAGGAGUACAAGAAGGAAGGCAUCGAGUGGGAGUUCAUUGACUUUGGGAUGGACCUGGCUGCCUGCAUUGAGCUCAUUGAAAAGCCAAUGGGCAUUUUCUCCAUCCUAGAAGAGGAAUGUAUGUUCCCCAAGGCAACAGACACUUCUUUCAAGAACAAGUUGUAUGAGCAGCAUCUUGGAAAGUCCAGCAAUUUCCAGAAACCCAAAGUUGUCAAAGGAAAGGCUGAGGCCCACUUCUCUCUGAUUCACUAUGCUGGUACUGUGGACUACAACAUUGCAGGCUGGUUGGACAAGAAUAAGGACCCUCUGAAUGAGACUGUGGUUGGACUGUACCAGAAAUCCUCAAUGAAAACUCUAGCUUUCCUAUUCUCUGGGACACAGACAGCUGAAGCAGAGACUACUGGUGGAGCUGCCAAGAAAGGUUCUAAGAAAAAGGGUUCUUCUUUCCAGACAGUAUCAGCUCUUUUCAGGGAGAAUUUAAAUAAGUUGAUGACCAACUUGAGGAGCACUCACCCUCAUUUUGUACGGUGUAUCAUUCCCAAUGAAACUAAAACUCCUGGUGCCAUGGAACAUGAACUGGUCCUGCACCAGCUAAGGUGUAAUGGUGUGCUAGAAGGCAUCAGAAUCUGUCGGAAAGGAUUCCCAAGUAGAAUCUUGUAUGCUGACUUCAAACAGAGGUACAAAGUUUUAAACGCAAGUGCUAUUCCUGAAGGACAAUUCAUUGAUAGCAAGAAGGCAUCUGAGAAACUUCUGGGAUCUAUUGAUAUUGAUCAUACCCAGUAUAAAUUUGGCCAUACAAAGGUCUUUUUCAAAGCUGGUCUUUUGGGUCUCCUGGAAGAGAUGAGAGAUGACAAGUUAGCACAGCUUAUUACGCGAACUCAAGCCAUGUGCCGGGGUUUCUUAGCAAGAGUAGAAUACCAGAAGAUGGUGGAAAGAAGGGAAUCCAUUUUCUGUAUCCAAUACAAUAUUCGAGCCUUCAUGAAUGUUAAGCAUUGGCCCUGGAUGAAACUAUUUUUUAAAAUCAAGCCUCUACUGAAGAGUGCUGAGACUGAAAAGGAGAUGGCCACCAUGAAGGAAGAAUUUCAGAAAACUAAAGAUGAACUUGCCAAAUCUGAAUCUAAAAGGAAAGAAUUGGAAGAAAAAAUGGUAUCCUUGCUGAAAGAGAAAAAUGAUUUGCAACUCCAAGUCCAAUCUGAAGCUGAAAGUUUGGCUGAUGCUGAGGAGAGAUGCGACCAGCUAAUCAAAACUAAAAUCCAACUUGAGGCUAAAAUCAAAGAAGUGACUGAAAGGGCUGAGGAUGAGGAGGAAAUCAAUGCUGAACUGACAGCCAAGAAGAGGAAAUUGGAAGAUGAAUGUUCAGAGCUUAAGAAAGAUAUUGAUGACCUUGAGUUGACACUGGCCAAGGUGGAAAAGGAGAAACAUGCUACUGAGAAUAAGGUGAAAAACCUCACAGAGGAGAUGGCAGGGCUAGAUGAAACCAUUGCUAAGCUUACCAAAGAGAAGAAAGCUCUCCAAGAGGCCCAUCAGCAGACCCUGGAUGAUCUGCAGGCAGAAGAGGACAAAGUGAAUACACUGACCAAAGCUAAAAUCAAACUGGAACAGCAAGUGGAUGAUCUUGAAGGUUCUCUUGAACAAGAAAAGAAACUCCGCAUGGACCUAGAGAGAGCAAAGAGAAAACUUGAAGGUGACCUGAAGUUGGCCCAAGAAUCAAUCAUGGAUCUGGAAAAUGAGAAACAACAGCUUGAUGAAAAAUUUAAAAAGAAAGAGUUUGAAAUCAGCAACCUACAAAGCAAAAUUGAAGAUGAACAAGUACUAGGGGUUCAGUUGCAGAAGAAGAUCAAGGAGUUGCAGGCCCGCAUUGAAGAACUGGAGGAGGAAAUUGAAGCAGAACGCGCCUCACGGGCAAAAGCUGAGAAGCAGAGAUCUGAUCUCUCCAGGGAGCUUGAGGAGAUCAGUGAGCGCUUGGAAGAAGCGGGUGGAGCAACUUCAGCUCAGAUUGAGAUGAACAAGAAACGAGAGGCUGAAUUCCAGAAGAUGCGCAGGGACCUUGAAGAGGCCACCCUGCAGCAUGAAGCCACAGCUGCCACUCUGCGCAAGAAGCAUGCUGAUAGUGUUGCAGAACUUGGAGAACAAAUUGAUAAUCUGCAGAGGGUCAAACAGAAACUGGAGAAAGAGAAGAGUGAAAUGAAGAUGGAGAUUGAUGACCUUGCCAGCAAUGUAGAAACUAUUUCUAAAGCCAAGGGUAACCUUGAAAAAAUGUGCCGUACCCUGGAGGAUCAAGUUAGUGAGCUUAAAUCAAAGGAAGAAGAACAGCAGCGCUUAAUCAAUGACUUGACAACUCAGAGAGGGCGCUUACAGACCGAAUCUGGUGAAUAUUCACGUCAGCUGGAUGAAAAAGAUGCUUUAGUUUCUCAGUUGUCAAGAGGAAAACAAGCAUUUACACAGCAGAUUGAGGAAUUAAAAAGGCAACUUGAAGAAGAGACCAAGGCCAAAAAUGCACUAGCCCAUGCCCUUCAGUCAUCCCGCCAUGACUGUGACUUGUUAAGAGAACAAUAUGAAGAAGAACAAGAAUCCAAGGCUGAGCUACAGAGGGCAUUGUCCAAGGCCAAUAGUGAGGUUGCCCAAUGGAGAACCAAAUAUGAGACAGAUGCUAUUCAACGCACAGAAGAACUGGAAGAGGCCAAGAAAAAGUUGGCCCAGCGUCUACAGGAUGCUGAGGAACAUGUAGAAGCUGUGAAUGCCAAAUGUGCCUCUCUCGAAAAGACUAAGCAAAGGCUGCAGAAUGAAGUGGAGGACCUGAUGCUUGAUGUGGAGAGGACAAAUGCAGCCUGUGCAGCCCUAGAUAAAAAGCAAAGGAAUUUUGACAAGAUCUUGGCAGAAUGGAAACAGAAAUAUGAAGAAACUCAUGCUGAGUUAGAAGCUUCCCAGAAGGAGUCUCGAUCCCUCAGCACAGAGCUGUUCAAAAUGAAGAAUGCUUAUGAAGAAUCUUUAGACCAUCUUGAAACUCUCAAGAGAGAAAAUAAGAACUUGCAGCAGGAGAUUUCUGAUCUGACCGAGCAGAUUGCUGAAGGAGGCAAACGAAUCCAUGAACUGGAGAAAAUAAAGAAACAAAUUGAGCAAGAAAAAUGUGAACUUCAGACUGCUUUAGAAGAAGCUGAGGCUUCUCUUGAACAUGAAGAAGGGAAAAUCCUUCGCAUCCAACUUGAGUUGAAUCAAGUAAAGUCUGAAAUUGAUAGGAAAAUCGCUGAAAAAGAUGAAGAAAUUGAUCAGCUGAAAAGAAAUCACAUCCGUGUUGUGGAGUCUAUGCAGAGCACACUAGAUGCUGAGAUCAGAAGCAGGAAUGAUGCUAUAAGGAUAAAGAAAAAGAUGGAGGGAGAUCUGAAUGAAAUGGAAAUCCAGCUGAACCAUGCCAACAGAAUGGCUGCAGAGGCCCUAAGGAACUACAGAAAUACUCAAGGAAUACUUAAAGAUACUCAGAUCCAUCUGGAUGAUGCUCUCCGAGGUCAAGAAGACCUGAAAGAGCAGCUGGCAAUGGUUGAGCGCAGAGCCAACCUCUUGCAAGCGGAGAUUGAGGAGCUGCGGGCCACUUUGGAACAAACUGAGAGGAGCAGGAAGGUAGCAGAACAAGAACUUUUGGAUGCCAGUGAGCGUGUGCAACUCCUACAUACUCAGAACACCAGCUUGAUCAACACCAAGAAGAAGCUGGAAACAGAUAUUGCCCAAAUCCAGGGUGAGAUGGAAGACAUGAUUCAGGAAGCCCGGAAUGCAGAAGAGAAGGCCAAGAAGGCUAUCACUGAUGCAGCCAUGAUGGCUGAAGAGUUGAAGAAGGAGCAGGACACCAGUGCCCAUCUGGAAAGGAUGAAGAAGAACAUGGAACAGACUGUGAAGGACUUGCAGCAUCGCUUGGAUGAGGCUGAGCAACUGGCACUGAAAGGAGGAAAGAAGCAGAUCCAGAAACUGGAAGCCAGAGUACGUGAGCUUGAAGGGGAGGUUGAAAGUGAACAGAAACGCAAUGUUGACACUGUGAAGAGUCUACGUAAACAUGAGAGGAGAGUGAAGGAGCUCACUUACCAGACUGAAGAAGACCGAAAGAAUGUGCUCAGACUUCAGGACUUAGUGGAUAAACUCCAGGCAAAAGUGAAAUCUUACAAGAGACAAGCUGAGGAAGCUGAGGAACAGUCCAACACAAACCUCUCCAAAUUCCGCAAGAUUCAACAUGAACUGGAAGAAGCUGAAGAGCGGGCAGACAUUGCUGAGUCUCAGAUCAACAAACUGCGGGUAAAGAGCAGGGAGGUUCACACGAAGAUUGUAAGUGAAGAAUAAUCAUGGCCUACUGCUACAUAUAAGGUGGCUGAAGAAAUAUACAUAAUGUGAAAUUCUUGGUCACUUUAACCUGUAAUUAUGUCUUUCAAGUAAAGGAAAUAAAAGUUGUAGGAUGUUUUGCAAAGAAAA